AUGGCAGACAUACUCGACGACUAUCCCGAGUAUGGCUCAACCGGACUGCUUGAUGAUCUGCGUCGGUCUGAGUAUGGCUACCUCGACGAGCAAGAACAUGUGUACCUCGACUACACCGGAUCAGGUCUGGCUGCUCGGGCUCAGCACCGUGCCCACGCCCGUCGGCAGGCCGACAUGGUGCUGGGCAACCCACACUCGGCCAGCCCGACAAGCGAGGCGGCGACGCAGCUUCUCGAGCGCACGCGAGCCCGGGUGUUGCAGCACCUGCAUGCCGACGCGGACGAGUACGUUGCCAUCUUCACGCCCAACGCCACCGGUGCAGCGCGUCUUGUGGGCGAGGCCUACCGCUUCCAUCGUGGCGGCCGGCUCGUGCUCACGGCCGAUAAUCACAACUCUGUCAACGGCCUGCGCGAGUUUGCCCGCCGCGCCGGCACUCCAACCGUCUAUGUGCCUAGCACAGCGCCCUCGCUGGCCGUCGACCAGGCCGUGCUGGAUGCUGCCCUAGUGCCAGGGCUGAAGAGGGCAGGCAGCCGACUGUCGGGAUGGCUGGCCAGCAUUCGCAGCUGCUUUGGGGCCUGUGAGGAGGAAGACGAGAGAGAGGAACUGGCAGAGACAAAGACGGCGGAGAUGGCAGACAGCACAGAGCACGCACACCACAGCGGCCUCUUUGCGUAUCCGGCACAGAGCAACUUCUCGGGCGUGCGGCACCCGCUCGGAUGGGUGGCCGAGGCACAGGCGCGCGGCUACGACGUGCUGCUGGACGCGGCGGCAUAUCUGCCGACAUCGACGCUGGACCUAUCAGCCAUACACCCAGAUUUUGUGCUUGUCAGCUGGUACAAGCUGUUUGGCUACCCGACCGGCGUGGGCUGUCUGGUGGCGCGACGAGCGGCCUUGGCCCGGUUGGACCGGCCAUGGUUUGCGGGGGGGAGCAUCCGCGCCGUCAGCGUCGGCCUGGACUGGCAUGCACCAGCGCGCGAUGUCGCCGCCCGCUUCGAGGACGGCACUGUCAGCUUCCAGGCCAUUCCGGAUGUGCUGGCUGGCCUGGACUGGCUGGCCGAUGUCGUCGGUCCCGACCGUCUGCAGACUCGCGUCCGCUGUCUGACAGCUUGGUUCCUGCGCCGUCUGACCGCCCUGCAGCACGCCAAUGGCCGGCCGAUGGCGGUGCUGUAUGGACCUGGCAGCAGUGAGGCUGCUGCAACGACAACGGCAGCUCGUGGGCCCACGGUCGCCUUCAAUCUGGUUGACUGCAACGGCCAGAUCGUGGACGAGCGCAUCGUGGCCGCCGACGCGGCCGCAGCCCGCAUCUCCCUGCGCACCGGCUGCUUCUGCAACCCCGGCGCUGGCGAGACCGCCCUCGGACUCUCCCAGCACGAUCUCCGUGUUCUGCAGCAGUUGGCCAUCCGCAGCCUCGAACCGGUCACGUCCGCCGCACAGCGCAGCACCAGCACGCGAAGCAAGAACAGCACCAGCACCAGCACCAGCAGUGGCACCGGCGGCAUCAGCGAGAAACAUGCCCAGCAGUGGCCGCCAUCCGCAGGCGAGCCGCCCAUCACCGGCGCCGUGCGCGUCUCGUUUGGCGUGGCCUCCAACACCGCCGACGUCGACCGCUUCUUUGCCUUUGUCGAGGCUACUUACUGCGAUCGCGCUGUGGACAGCAGCCAACUGGGGCCGCGGAUGGAGUGCUAG
This is a messenger RNA of Grosmannia clavigera kw1407, 1686 nucleotides long. RefSeq names its product molybdenum cofactor sulfurase. The coding region runs from base 1 to 1686 and encodes 561 amino acids. NCBI's taxonomy places the organism in Eukaryota, Fungi, Ascomycota, Sordariomycetes, Ophiostomatales, Ophiostomataceae. The transcript has a single exon. The record is from RefSeq and is a predicted model, not a curated record.